UUGACGUUAUACUUCUGUUUUAUAGGUGCAUUGAACGGCCUCUGGAGGCCAGCAUGUAUGUUUCGGAUAACUGUGUGAGUGUGAUUACGAAUCUGCAGGAAGCCGUAAAUUUUCUUCAAGUGGAACUGCUCGACAGUCAGCUGCGCGACGGUCUGGAGACCAAGAUCAAAGACUUCCUGUACGUUAAUAAGAAUCUGGAGCGCAAAUCUGUGCAGACGCAAAGAGAUCUGGUGCACGAACUAUAUGCUGAUUGUCUCGAGAUGCUGCUGGAUAACGCGACGUUGAGAAAGAAGACUUCAGACAAUAAGCAGUAUCAUUGGAACAUCAGAGUAUCGUUAGAGACUUACAUUCUGUACGCUUUGAGAGAUGUCCUGUUAAAAUCAUUGUCCGCUGGUACCACUGUAGAGGAUGCAAGUCUGAACAAGAUCAUUAGAAACUUAGACGGGAUCCAAUUGAGCGAUCUCCGAGUACGAUCAGACUUGCGGUCUCACGUUCACGGAGGAAAGAUGGAAUUGUCACGAUUGGACUCUUUCGUAACUGUGCUAGGCAAGAUAGAGUGUCUCAGAAGGAGCGUGAAUUACGUAUCGCACGGAACGUUGUCAUCCGUCACGUCAGACGAUUUCUUGCCGGUGCUUGUGUUCUUCAUCGUCAAUGCUGGCCUGUCGAACUGGAUGGCGCAAUUAUACUUUAUGAGACAAUUUCGUCUCUCCACGAGCUCUGCUUACGAGACAGACGAGACUGGUUUCUUGAUAACUUCGCUUGAAGCCGCGAUCAUGCACAUCAAAUCUGGAGUAAUCUACAGCGAUGAGAAAUACAGUACAUUAAUGAGCCAAUCGGAACACUCAUCUGUCAAUUAUUUAUUCGCAUGCAUCAAGAAUGGCAAUCUUUCCGAGGUGAAAAGAAUUUUAACGUAUAGCAGAUCCAACGAGGUCGACGAUGUCACGCUCUGUCAUCCCUUGUGCACCUGCGCGUCCUGUGAGCGAAAUUGGACGAAACAGCGGGACCUAAAUACGUGUCCCAAGGACGAUAAGGGUCUGACGCCGUUGCACAUCGCUGUGCUGCACGAUCAGAUUGUAAUCGUGGACUUUCUUCUAAGCCACGAUACGGAUAUAAACGCCGUCGACUCGGAUGGCCUGACGGCUCUUCAUUACACCUGCAUCAAAGGUCACCAGAAUAUCCUGCUGCUGAUGCUGCAUGCGAACGCGGAUCCUGCGGUAACGGACUCUCGAGGGAACACUCCGUUACACCUGGCAGUGGACCGCGGUCACGAGAACUGCCUGAAGGCGUUGCUGUAUCUGACGGAGCACAUGAGGAUACCGGUUAACGCGAACGUCGCAAACGACAACGGCGAUACCCCUCUGCAUCUCGCAGCCCGGUGGGGCUACUACGCGAUCGUUGACAUCCUCCUGGAAUACGGCGCCAGCUGCAGAAUGACCAACAAGAAGGGUCAAACGCCAUUAAUGGUGACAUACAGCGAAACCAUCGCAGAGUCGCUCAGAUGUAACGCGGCGUCAAGCAGCCUCUGCAACGACGUUGCCUUGUCCCAACGUCGUCCUCUCGUUCAGCCUUGUCACCAGUCGGUGCCUUUUCAGCAGCAGCAGCGUCGUCGGGGCACGUUGGAGAACAAGAGUCCGUCGCAUCCUAAGAGCUAUGCCAACGCGAUGCAACAUCGUAUGAUGGACAAAUUGCUCGCUGCCAUAGUCGACGGUGAUAUAUGCCUGGCGUGUUAUUACCUGGGUCUGGAGAUCUAUUGCGAGCGGCCGCCAGGCGUUCGCACGAGUCUGUGCCAUCAUCCGCUCUGCGACUGCGAACGGUGCUCGGCGCUCGGCGCCGAGGGUAAAUUGGAGCGCAAACAGAGGCGACGAACGCUGGCGAUCAACACCUGCAACAGUCUUGGCGAGACGGCGUUGCACGUGGCGAGCGCGACCGGCCGCACAAAGAUGGUACAGCUGCUGUUAGACGCUGGUGCGAAUGUGAACGUAGUAACCAAAUCCGAGGGCCGUACUCCGCUGCAUCUGGCAUGUCUCCACGACCGCGUCGACGCGGCGAAGCUGCUGUUGAACUGCGCGACCUGCGAUGUGGACGCCAAGGAUCGUAAGGGCGACACGCCGUUGCAUCUGGCGACCGUGGCCGGCAACGUCAAGUCCGUCAGCCUGCUGAUCAGAUCUGGUGCGUGCACCAAUACGCGCAAUCUGCAGAAUAAAACUCCGCUGCGGCAGGCGGAGGAGGUGCUAUCCGUCGCCUUCUCCACGAAUCGUGCCAAUAUACUGAAGGUACAAUUUUACUUCUCUGCCGUUUUAAACGUAAAAUCACUCCAAGAUGCUAAGACUAUUAAAGUUAUCGAAGAAUUUGCUUUUGAGAGAAAGGAACUGGUGCAGGAUGAACUGGCUAAAUUCAAGAAGGGCGAAGUUCUUCAUGGAUUUAUAGUUGAUGAAGUCUCAAGCAUAGAUGAGUUGUUCCUUACUGCAGUGAGGUUGACACAUUUGAGUACAGGUGCACAGUACCUGCAUUUAGCCAGGGACGACACUAACAAUGUCUUUUCCAUUGGAUUUCGUACGACUCCCAUGGAUUCCACAGGAUUGCCUCACAUACUGGAGCACACCACUCUGUGUGGUAGCGAGCGAUAUCCCUGCAGAGAUCCAUUUUUCAAGAUGCUAAGGAGAUCCCUGGCUACUUUCAUGAACGCUAUGACUGGACCGGACUAUACUAUAUAUCCAUUCUCGACACAGAACUUAAAGGACUAUCGCAACCUACAGUCAGUCUACUUGGACUCCGUCUUCAAACCGAAUCUGCGAGAAUUGGACUUCCGACAGGAAGGAUGGAGAUUAGAACACACGGAUGUCAACGACAAGAACUCUCCCAUUAUAUUCAAGGGGGUAGUCUUCAACGAAAUGAAGGGUGUUUUCAACGACAAUCAAGCCAUCAUGGCGGAACGUUUGUUGAAUUCUAUUCUACCAAGUCACACGUAUUCUGUAAUUUCCGGCGGCGAUCCCCUUGUCAUACCUAAUCUGCAAUACGUUGAUCUCCUUAACUUCCACAUGAGAUACUAUCAUCCCUCCAAUUCGCGCUUUUAUUCCUAUGGAAAUUUCCCUCUGGAGGACCACCUGAAAUUCAUCAAUGAUCGGUAUCUUUUCUUAUCUGAUAGAAUGGACAUUUCCAUGUCAGAAGUACCGGCAGAAAAGCGGUGGAUAGAAGCUAAAAGGGAACAUGUUGCGUGCAAACUCGAUCCAUUGCUCGCAGAUCCUAGCAGACAUGGCACUAUUGCCAUCGCACACUUAUGCAACGACAUAACUGACAUACAGACUACUUUCGAGAUGUACGUGUUGUCGCAGCUGUUGCUGAGAGGUCCGAAUUCAGCGUUUUAUAAAUCUCUAGUUGAGUCGAAUAUAAGCACUGGCUUUGGCCCAUUCACGGGUUUUGAUUCACAGUGCAGAGAUACGAUGUUCGUUGUGAGUUUGCAGGGCGUGAAGCCGGAUGAUUUCGAAAAAGUCGAGAGUAUCUUCGACAAGACUGUGCAGAAAGUUAUCGAGGAAGGAUUCGAGAAGGAUCACGUCGAAGCUGUCUUACACGGCAUCGAGCUCCAAGUGAAGCAUCAAACGUCGAACUUCGGGUUGAAUUUGCUCUUCAAUCUGACAUCAUUGUGGAAUCACAAUGGUGACUUAGUACAUUCGUUGCGAAUCAACGAUGCGAUGAAGAAACUCACAUCACGAAUGAAAGAAAACCCUAAAUAUCUACAAAGUCUAAUCGAAACUUAUCUUAGGGACAAUAAUCAUAGAUUGACGUUGACGAUGUCGCCGGAUGAAAAUUAUGAACAAAAUAAAGCGCUUGCCGAACAAGAGCUGCUGAGGACAAAGUUGGAGGAACUUUCCAUGGAGGAGAAGGAACAGAUAUAUAAAAACGGAAAAAUUUUGCUCACUGAGCAACAGAAAAAAGAGGAUGUUGAAGUCUUACCAACGCUGAAGAUAGAAGAUUUAAAAGCCGACGUGGAAAGAUACAAGACCUCCGAUUUAGAAGUAUCCGGAGUGCCUCUUCAAUUGUCCAUACAACCGACGAACGGGAUUUCCUAUUACCGAGGAAUACUCAACACGCAAGCGCUGCCAAUCGAACUGAAGCAGCUGAUACCGCUGUUCAACUACGUUAUCGCCAAGAUGGGCACGCAGAAUUAUGAUUAUAGGAGUUUCGAUCAGAUGAUGCAGCUGAAAACUGGCGGUCUAAACUUCAUGAAUCAUAUCGCCGAGCAUAAAGAGAGCGAAUUGAAAUACGAGGAAGGGAUUCUCAUAGAGUCAUAUUGUUUGGAUCGCAAUUCGAACGAUAUGUGGAAAUUGUGGACGGAGCUACGAAGCAAAAUUAGGAAUCUUCCAGCAAAUCGACGCUCCCAUUCCUCCCAGUAAUCGAGGUCUGACCAGAUUCGUAACUGGCAUUACGGACGAUGAUCUUCAAAGGCAAAGGGAGCAGCUAAAA
Cyphomyrmex costatus is the source of this 4461-nucleotide messenger RNA. RefSeq lists its product as uncharacterized. Gene Ontology annotation, molecular function: metal ion binding; protein binding; metalloendopeptidase activity. The record is from RefSeq and is a predicted model, not a curated record. Gene Ontology annotation, biological process: protein processing. Gene Ontology annotation, cellular component: mitochondrial matrix. Lineage: Eukaryota; Metazoa; Arthropoda; Insecta; Hymenoptera; Formicidae. The coding region runs from base 54 to 4391 and encodes 1445 amino acids. The transcript has 4 exons.